ACGCCACGUCACUUGCCGCAUCGACUUUUGGUUCUCACCUCGCAAACCCUCGUCGCAAAAAUAAUUCAGAGUAGACUUACAGGCUCGCUGGCGGGUCUCCGCUGAAGGCGCAUCGCGAACAUGACUUCUCAAGACGCGCAAGAGUACCUUGCGAAUCUGGCGAAUACCGCGUCUGAUCAGUUUCACAAAAUCCCGGGCUCUGCCAUCUUCCUGCGGUAUGUAAGGUCGAGUUACCAGAACGACCCUAUUCGCUCUGCAGUCGAGCUCUUUCUCGUCCUCUUCGCGAUCCGAUAUCUCCUUGCACCAAAGUAUUCGACGAAGCCGAACUACGUCAAGUUAUCCGAUGAGGAAAUCGACGACUUAGUUGACGAGUGGACGCCCGAGCCCCUGGUUGGGAAGACGACACCAUUCGAGGAGGCGGAACUGGAAAAGAGGCCUGUCAUAGUCGGACCGAGCGGACCUCGAGCGAAACUCUCCAACGGUCGCACCGUAACGAACCUUGCAUCUUACAACUUCUACAACUUCACAUCUAAUGAAAAUCUAAAAGAGCGGGCGAUACAGACACUGAGGACUUACGGGGUUGGUCCCUGCGGACCGCCUGGCUUCUAUGGCACGCAAGAUGUGCACAUGAAGAUCGAGGCUGACAUCGCCGCCUUUUUGGGUACGACGGCAUGCAUCAUCUACGCUCAGGCAUUUUCAACCAUUUCUAGUGUCAUACCGGCUUUCUCGAAGCGGGGGGAUAUCAUUGUCGCGGACAAGGCCGUGAAUUAUGCCAUACGCAAAGGUAUUCAGAUCUCUAGGAGCUCGGUGAGGUGGUAUGAGCACAAUGACAUGGAAGACUUGCAAAGAGUGUUGGCGAAGGUCACCAAAGAACAAGCGAAGAAACCACUGACCAGGCGCUUCAUCAUCACGGAAGGCCUGUUCGAAAAUGUUGGCGAUAUUGUGGACUUGCCGAAGAUUAUCGAGCUGAAGCUCAAGUACAAAUUUCGCCUGAUUCUCGACGAGACGUGGUCAUUCGGCGUCUUGGGGAGAACAGGAAGAGGUGUCACAGAACAUCAGCAUGUGGACGCUGCCGAGGUCGACAUGAUUAUCGGAUCCAUGUCAGGGCCCUUGUCGGCCAAUGGAGGAUUUUGCGCAGGAUCUGACGAGGUCGUGGAGCAUCAGCGAUUGUCUGCGGCGUCAUAUACCUUUUCGGCUGCACUUCCAGCCAUCGCGGCCGUGACCGCUAGCGAAACGCUCAUGAUGCUGCAAACCCAGCCCGAACUACACAACCAGUUGAAGGAGAACAUCAGGGCAAUGUGGGUUCAACUUGACCCGAGGAGCGACUGGAUGUAUUGCACCAGCGCACCAGAGAACCCGAUUAUGAUUCUGGUCCUGAAACCUGAGGUGAUUUCUUCGCGGAGGCUGAAUGUUGAUGAUCAGCAACAGCUACUCCAGGAUGUUGUGGAUGAGUGCCUCACGCAGAACGUUCUGGUUACGCGUGUCAAGAACCUGCCUGCCAAUCCCUCAGGCGCAAAGAGCGAUAUCUAUCCACCGUUGCCGGCCUUGAAAGUCUGCGUGACGAUUGGCCUGACAAAGAAAGAGAUCGAGAAGGCUGGCAUAACAAUAAGACAUGCCAUCACCAAGGUUCUGACGAGGAAGCGGUGACAGUCUUCGCUGAUGGGGAAUCACUUGCAAACAAUUUGAGUUUCAUUUUCAUGGAGCCAGGCUCGGCUUCUGUACAAUAUGGGUUCAUGGUGGCAUGUCUUAUUAGACGGCAUAAAAGGUCAGGCCCAUAGACUGGAUUUGCAUUCAUGAAGACGGGUGUGACGGGUAUGAUAUUCUUCGAGCGAGCUGGGCAUCAACAUAGCAGAGCGGAAUUAACCUUAAUGUAUCACAGUUGAGCGGGUGGAAUCGAACCUGGUGCCUAUUUUCCAUAUGGAAAAAGUAGUAAGUUGAGAGAUGCCCGCCAGGUGUCAACGAGCCGGCUAUCAAGGUUUCCCUUGUCAAGGUUUAAUUUCUCUUCGCUUAGACGUUACAUGAAGCUGUCAGGAAGCGAAAAGGAAGCGAAUGCUUAUUCCAGAGCCAC
This is a messenger RNA of Exophiala viscosa, 2068 nucleotides long. Its product is annotated as serine palmitoyltransferase. Gene Ontology annotation, biological process: ceramide biosynthetic process; sphingosine biosynthetic process. Gene Ontology annotation, cellular component: endoplasmic reticulum. The transcript has 5 exons. Gene Ontology annotation, molecular function: serine C-palmitoyltransferase activity; pyridoxal phosphate binding. NCBI's taxonomy places the organism in Eukaryota, Fungi, Ascomycota, Eurotiomycetes, Chaetothyriales, Herpotrichiellaceae. The coding region runs from base 121 to 1647 and encodes 508 amino acids. The record is from RefSeq and is a predicted model, not a curated record.